Messenger RNA from Rotaria sp. Silwood2, 843 nucleotides. Lineage: Eukaryota; Metazoa; Rotifera; Eurotatoria; Philodinida; Philodinidae. The record is from the annotation of a GenBank genome assembly.
AUGUUUGAAGAGCAAAAUGAUCAAUAUUUCAUACAUUCUGAUGUAUUUUUAUCAACAGAAGAUAAAACAAAUUAUGAAAAAUUUUUUAAAAAUUCUAUUCAAUUUUUUAUAUUAUUAAAUGAGAAUCAUGGAGAUAUUAAUAUUGAUGAUGAUGGUGAUCCAGAUUUAAAUCGUCCAGAACGUAUUGAUUUGACUUUAGUUCAUCGUAAUGAAACAAAUAUAUCUGAAUGUGGAUAUCAAUUAUGGAAUGGUUCUUUACUUCUUUGUGAUUAUAUCUUAACAAAUCAAUCUCGGUUUUUAAAUAAAACAAUCUUAGAAUUAGGUGCUGGUAUUGGUCUUUGUAGUCUUAUUGCAAGUCGAUUUGUAUCGAAAAUUAUUUGUACGGACUAUGAUAAUGAUUUAUUAGAAGUAAUUAAACAAAAUAUUGAAAUAAAUGAUGCUGUAUGUAGAAAAGAAUGUAUUCAAAUACAAAAAAUUGAUUGGAAACAAUUUAAUUCAAAUGAAAUAGAUAAUCAUAUCGAAAUUAUUCUUGCAGCUGAUGUUAUUUAUGACGAUGAUUUAACUGAUGCAUUAUUUAAUGUAUUUACAAAAUUAUUUCAAGAUAAAUUAAAUCUUCAUUCAAUUUAUAUAACAAUUGAAAAACGAAUUAAUUUUUAUCUUGAUACAUUAUCUAUUCAAUGUUCAGCAUAUGAAUAUUUUCUUGAAAAAUUAAAUCAAUUUAAAAGUGAUUUUCCAUUAAUAAUCGUCGAAGAAAUUAAUACAGAUUUAAAAUCUAUAAAACAAUGCACAACAAUUUAUAAACGAACAAAAGAAUUAGUAAAAACAAUUUUUUUUUUCUUUUAA